AUGUUGUUUAAAAAGGCACUUCUGUCUUGCCUUCUUGUAGGCGCAGCUAAUGUCAAAGCCCUUCAACCAACCUUGACCGAAGGUACUCUCAUCGGAAGAACAGCCGCAAACUCACCACAGAGAGAAGUUGGUGCAACUAAAGCCGCUGCACCGUCCCCAACACAGCCGGGUCUCAUCUCAACAUGCAAUGCCUAUUAUCGCGUACAACGAGGCGAUUACUGCGCUACUGUUGUUGACAAGUUUUAUGGACUUACACUGAAUGAAUUCUACGUUUGGAAUCCUGCCGUGAAAUCGGACUGUUCCGAAUUGCUAGAUCGAUAUUAUGUGUGUGUAGGCGUUCCUGAUCCUCUACCAAGCACGGCCGCAUAUAAUAUUGCGGCAUCCGGUCUCCAGGCAAGGGCAGAACCUGUUCCGAGUCCGAUACAGAGUGGAAUUGCAAGCAACUGCAAUAACUACUACAAGGUUGUUUCCGAUGAUACAUGCUUAGGCAUCGCCUAUCAACAUGCCAUCACGCUGUCCCAGUUCUAUACUUGGAAUCCAGCAGUGGGAACUAAUUGUCAGGUUCUCCUGGCUGGCUACUACGUUUGUGUUGGAAUUUCAGAAAGCACUGUAACUACCUCAUCAACCAGCACCACACCAACACCAGCACCACCACCGUCCACCGACGCACCUCAACCUACUCAACCUGGCAUAACCCCGGAUUGCACAGGAUACUACGAGGCACAAUGGGGAGACACGUGCGUUUCUAUUGUGCAGAAGUAUAAGAAGCAGGGUUACUUUAUUACGCUUUCAGCUUUUGAGCGCUGGAAUCCUGCGGUUGGGGAGAACUGUACCGAUCUCUUGGCUGGUUAUUUCUAUUGUGUAGCGACGAAGAAUACGCAUGGUGAAAUGGUUUUGUGA
Talaromyces marneffei is the source of this 900-nucleotide messenger RNA. RefSeq lists its product as uncharacterized. The record is from RefSeq and is a predicted model, not a curated record. Lineage: Eukaryota; Fungi; Ascomycota; Eurotiomycetes; Eurotiales; Trichocomaceae. The transcript has 4 exons. Bases 1 to 900 code for a protein of 299 amino acids.